Didymodactylos carnosus is the source of this 549-nucleotide messenger RNA. Lineage: Eukaryota; Metazoa; Rotifera; Eurotatoria; Philodinida; Philodinidae. The record is from the annotation of a GenBank genome assembly.
AUGGAUGCCACUGGUUCCCUUGUUCGAAAGUUCACCGGUCAAAAACGUUCUUUAUUGUAUUGUAUUGUUUUUAAAGAUGUUGACGAUCUAUCUCAAAUUAUACCUCUCGCGUCGGCUAUUUUAUGUGACCACAGUGUACCGUCUAUCGCCUAUUUUCUUAACAUCGUUAGAAAGAGUAUUGUUACAAUUGCGGACAAAUUUAUUCGUCCAUCGUUUAUUGUUAUUGAUUUUUCGCCAGCUAUCUUGAAUGCACUAUUGCAAACAUUCAACAACGAAGGAAUCAAUCUACAUUUAAAACGAUGUUGGAAUGUUUUGCUAAAGACCUAUUCAUCAGAGGAACUAUUUGCCGUAACAUAUAUACGAUUUUGUUGCGCUCAUGUUAUGAAAGCAUUCUCACGUAGUUUAAAAGCAGCAGAAGUUAAAAAGGACACAAGAAAACAGAUCAUGCACCUCUUCGCAUUUAUUUUAUUGUCCAUGACACUCGAUCAAGCUAUGCAACUACUGAAUGCUGUGAUACGGAUUUUCGAUGAUCCAUAUAUUGUUAGAUAG